Molecule: messenger RNA, 2073 nt
Organism: Ilex paraguariensis (yerba mate)
Lineage: Eukaryota; Viridiplantae; Streptophyta; Magnoliopsida; Aquifoliales; Aquifoliaceae
Source: the annotation of a GenBank genome assembly
AUGGACAGAGCUCGGCACAGGAAGUCGAAGAUUCCUAGUGAAGGAUACUCGCAAAUUCAGAAACCAAGAACUGCACCAAAAUUGGCUUCCGAUUCUAAUAUUUGCAGUGGCGAUACGACUGAGGAAGAUGUGGUUAUGUUUGAGUUGGCACAGAGCUCGUCUAGGCGAGUUACUGGAACACCAAUGAAGAAAUUACUAGCAGAAGAAAUGUUUAAAGAAACUGAAGCCAGGAGAAGAUCUCCUAGUGUUAUUGCCAGAUUGAUGGGUCUUGAUGGGCUGCCAUCUCUGCAGCCUGUUCAUAGACAGCAGAAAAGGUUAUCGGACAGUUAUCAACAGAGGACUGCAUCAAUAGGAAUCCCAAGGAAUGCCCAAUUUUGUGACAGCCGAUCUAACAGCAAGAGCUCAAUGGAGCAGCAAGAAUUCAAGGAUGUGUAUGAAGACUUGGAAGCAUCACAUAUAGCAAAUCGCCGUUACUCAUCGAAAUGGAAUGUGGACUCCAAGUUCACAAAACCAGAAGUAGCAUUCAUGCAAAAAAAGUUUGUGGAUGAGAAGCUUCAACAUUCCAAAGGAUACUUUGACACACUACACAUGCUAGACUCCCGUAAGGAUUUAAUGCUGAAAUCUUAUCAGCAGCCAGAUUAUCUAUUUGUGAAGCAUCUGCGAGAUCUCAAAAGUGAUCAGCCCAGUUCUUUGGGUGGUAAGAUAGCUAUUUUAAAGCCUUCAAAUGCUGCAAAGUAUGAAGGCAGUGCUAAAGGAUGGAAAUCAGAGAGAGAAACUUCAUGUAAGCAUGACAUCAAAACUCAUCGAAGACGUGCGGAUGGCCUUCUACUGCACCCCUACAAUAGUAAUGGUGCUCGUAAUUCUCUCAAGUCGUCAAAAGGUUUAUUAGAAGGGAAGGAUGACAAGGGCGUUCUUUCGACAAGAAUUGUUGUUCUGAAACCUAACCUUGGGAAUGCAAACAUUGGUGUUAAAUCUGUUUUUUCACCUGAUUUUCCACAUGCUUAUCAGUCUGAUAGUAGGAAGCAUAUAGAACUUUCAAGUGUUGGUAUUGGGAAGGCAGGUUCAUGGAAAAACAAAGAAUUAUCUAAUGAUGUGGGGUUUUCAAGACCUCAGUCUGGAGAAGCUAGACAAAUUGCCAAGGAAGUUACAAGGCAAAUGAGAGAGAGCCUCUUCAGUGGGCAAAUCAAUUUCUCGUAUUCUGGAAGUGAGUCUGAGGUAAUAACAUUGAAUUCCAGAAAUUCCACUAACUGGAAUCACCAAAUCAAACAUUCAUCAUUUGGUUCAACUGAGUCAUCUGUAAGUAGGGAGGCAAAGAAGAGACUGUCAGAGAGCUGGAAGUUGACUCAUCGGCAUCCAGAUCUGGGAGUGGUUGGUAGGGGUAGCACACUGGGUGAAAUGCUUGCCAUUCCUGAUAAGAAACCGAGGCCUGAAAAUGUGGAUGCUGUAAUGGUUCUGGAUGGAGUUUGUGAUGUGUUUGGUAGCAGCAAUGGAGCCUCAGGGUGUGACAGUCAUUUGGUUAUUAGCAGUAGGGACGGCUGGAAGGAUGGAUGUAUCAGAAAUUCAUCUAGAUCAAGAUCACGUCCUCUUUUGUCUUUCGACAGUGGAAGUCAUAGAAUAGUUGCACAGCGUGAAGCUUUUGUUGAGGAAAGGUAUCUGAUGCCUAAAGAGGCAAUGGGUCGAAGUAGAAGUAAGGCAGUGAAGGGAAGUCUUGGUCAGAAAGAAAAUGUUUUAUCCAAAAGCUCAAGAUCCAGUCGUAAGAAAUCUCAUUCCUCUCGCAACUCAUAUACUGAUUGUACUGACCCUUUACCUGAAGUCCAUUUCAGCCAGGUUCACGAGGAGAUCAACUUUAAUAGGAGGACUUUAUCUGAGCAACAGCCUAUGGUUUCUCAGACGCAUGAUAAUAAUGACACUUGUGCAAGUUAUGUUGUUGAUGCAGUUGCGGAUGAAGAACGUGAGAGUGUAACGAUACCCUCCAAAUCUUCUGAUGAGUUUCUCCCAGAUUCAUCUGCUUCUUCCUUAGGAAGUGGCAACUCUACUGCUCGUGAUGCAGAGAAUCAGGACCUACAGGUUUGA